Molecule: messenger RNA, 5718 nt
Organism: Ylistrum balloti
Lineage: Eukaryota; Metazoa; Mollusca; Bivalvia; Pectinida; Pectinidae
Product: zinc finger CCCH domain-containing protein 13-like
Exons: 20
Coding region: 1-5217 (1738 amino acids)
Cellular component (GO): RNA N6-methyladenosine methyltransferase complex
Molecular function (GO): metal ion binding
Source: RefSeq, a predicted model, not a curated record
AUGAGUAAAGCCAAGCGCAAGGUAACAGUGGACGCAGGAAAGCCUGUUCCAGACGAAGGCGAAAGAAGAAAGCCCAGUGUCUUCGAAAGACUGGGUCCAGGUGGAGCAAGAAAGCCGGCGUUCACCGAAGAAUCAGAUAGGAGAGAAAGAUACUAUCAAAAUACCCAAGAGAAAUGUCGGUACUGGCAGCAAAAUGAGGAAUGUCCAUUUGGUACCAAAUGUAAAUUUUCCCAUGGAUCUUUCAAGAAGGGGAAAUCAUCAAAGAGAGAGGAUGACAGCUCUGAUGAGCCAAGACCACGGGGAAAGAGUCGUAGGGAAAGAACAAGUGAUCACAGUGACAAUGAAUCUGUAGAAAGGAAAAAACGUAGUAAGUCGAGAAAGGAGAAAGAAGCAAGAAUAAAAUCAGCCAUUGUUGUUAAAAGAUCCCGUGGAGGGGACAGUGACCUUGAGAGUGACAGUUCAAGUUCUUGGGGUCAAGAAGGGGAGGCCUUGACUGGCCUGGACUACAAGAAGGAGCUGGAACUGGUGAGGCAGAGACAGAAACUGAGACAGGAACUUAGCCAGCUGGAGGAUACAGAUGAUGUCCGUGAGAAUCUACACAUUGAGAGAGAGAUCAGCAGCAGUGACAGUGACGGGAACAUCAACGUGGAACGUGGGCGGACUCACAAGAAAAUGUCAAAGUCACCCAGCAAGAAAAAGGACAAGAAAAAACACAAGACCUCCAAAUCUCCUGCACACAAAGGGAAAGCUCUUUCUCCAAGCCCCAAGGACAAGGCCAAAAGAUAUGAUGAACCAGAAAAAGAUUCAAGAAAAAAACACAAGAAAAAGAAAAUGUCUUUGGAAAAAAGAUAUGCUGACUACUCUGAUGAAGAACCCCCUGAAAUAGACACUGUUAAGUCUAAGAAAUUAAAAGUGGCUAAAAGUUCAAAGGUUAAGCAUGCAGAGCAAAGGCCAAAACUUAGCUUCCAGUCUGAUGAGGAAUUUGAUGAAGAGUUUGUCAUCAAGAAAAACAGACAAAAAUCAUGGUCAAAAUCAGUAUCAAGAUCUCCUUCAAGGUCACCCACAAGGUCACCUACACCUGUAGCUGGUUAUGACCGUGGGCGAUCCAAGAGAACGCCUUCAGAUUUUGAUCGAUAUGAAACAAACAGAACUCCUUCACCAGAGGUGAAAAAAUCGAAAAAGUCUAGUCGAGACCAUGCAGACUAUGACACCUGGGAGAGAGAUAAAGACAGGGAACCAAGUCGGGAAAAACCACGCCACAAAAUUGCACAAGAACGCGAUGAUCUGUCCCCAGAACCUCGGAAAGAAAGGAGGACACAUUCUCCAUCUGAAGACAAGAGGGAGCCAGAGGAAAAACACAUCAAAAAGAAGAAUAAAAAAGAACAGAAACAGAACAAACAUAAACAGGAAGCAGAAAGUCGUAGUGGUUAUUAUUCAGAUGGUGGAGGUUCUCCAUACAGUCAGGAGAGGGCAGCACCAUCUCCAGAACGUAGUCGUAAAGGAAAGAAACAUAAGGGAGAUCAGUCCAAGGACCGAGGAAGUACAGGACGAGAGAAGGACAAUCGGCGAGAUAUGUAUGAGGAUCCAGAUAAAACUGAAUCACCAAGAGAUUACAGGGAACAACGUAGUAAAGGAUAUAAAGAUCGUGGGCAGAUUGUUAGUCCAGCUUCUACCUCACGUGACAAGGAAAGACAGGGGAGGUCACUGUCAAUUGAACCACCAUUAAAGACAUCAGAGUCACGUAGGGACUAUUCGCCAGAGUCACAAAGGUCAGGCUCACAGUACCAAAGGAAUCGCAGAAAUAUGUCUCCAGUGGACAGACGCCGUGAUGAGGAGCGUUAUGAGAAGGAGAAGGAUGUAGAACGUUCACGUGAAGGGCGGGGCAGAGAGAAGGAUGAUCCUCAUCGUGAUCCUAGGGCGAUGUCCCCAGAUGAUCGUAGAUAUGGCCGGGGCCCACCACCAGGAAGACCAGAGUUUGAUCCUCGACAACAGGGCAGGAUGAGCAGGUAUGAUGAAAGAAGAGAGCGUUAUGAUGAAGAAAGGUUCCCUCCUCCACCCCCAAUUCCCCCUCAAGGUGAUGAUCGAGGCCACUAUGGACCAGGUAGGGCACCAUUUGAACCUCCUAGGGGUCGUCCAGAAAGUUACGACAGGGAGCGUGAGAGAGAUCGAUACGGCAGAGAAUAUGGACAACCACCAGACCCAAGAUACGGACCAGUUCCAAGAGGACAGUAUGACAGAGGUCACCCUGACUAUCGACACCCGAGAGAACUUCGUGAUCCACGUGAUUCUAGAGAUCCUCGUGACUUUAGACCAGAACCGCGAGAACAUAGAGGAGACAUACAAGAUCCCAGAGUGGACCCUCGUGAUCAGAGGGAUACUAGAGGUGACACGAGAGAUAUGAGGGAUCCUAGAGAGAACAGCUGGGAGAGAUCACGGGGUCGUGGGUCAUGGACCUCACCACAUGGUCCUCCUGGAGGAAGGGGAGGAAGAGGAGGUCCCCCUCCACCACAAAACUAUGGUAGUGGAAGAGGAAGGGGUAGUUUUGGUCCAAAUGAUCGCUAUGGAAACGGCAAAGGACGAGGGCGAUAUGAUCCAGGCCAGGAGCGUCAGAGUCGUCGAGGUGAAUGGGAAAACCAACGACGUGAUGAUUUCUUCCCUGGGGGCGAACGACGAGAUUGGAAUGAGAGACGAGGGGAGGAGAGACGUGGUGACUUCUCUCGUGAGGAUGACCGCAGAGGCGAGGACAGGACAGACGACAGAGGUUUCAGGAUGGAAAGGAGAGAUGAUCGUAGGGACAAAGACGGAAUGAGAGAUAGACCAGACGAUCGAGAAAGCUCGCGUGGGGGUCGCUAUGGUGAUGAUCGUAGAGGACGUGAUGAAAGUAUAGAAAAACGUGAAUUUGAGCGGCGAGACCGUGAUGGUAUUACAGACUCAAGACAGCGUGACAGAAAGGAUCAGUCGCAAGACCGAGACAGGCAGGAUAGGGAUGGAGAACUAGCAGAUAAACCUGUGAAACAUGAGGACAAUGAAAAGGAACGUGACCGAAUAGACAGUCGAAGAUCUGAACAAGAAAAGGAAAAACAGAGUGAUAAUGUGAGUUCUGAUGAUAAGUUAAGAGAGACUGCAGAAGGGAAAGACAAAACAGCUGAAAAACGAAGAUCUGUGGAAAGGACAGAGAAAGUUGAUAGUGGUCCGGAAGAAAAGAGAAAGAACAAAAAGAAGAAAAACAAAGAGAAAGACAAACCAAAGAGUCCUUCAAAGUCAAAGAAAGACGGAAAAGGCAGCGGAAAGAGAGAAGAUACAAAAACAGGGGAGAGACAAGGGGAUGGAGGAGAGAAAGACAAGGGGUUUGAGGAGAAAGAAGAAAACGUUGAUGGGAAGAAAACAGAUGAUGAAUUCAUUGAAGGAAAGACUGCAGAAAAAAGUGAUGCAUGGACAGAUAGUAUGGAUAAUAAAGAUACCUCAGAAACAAAAGAUUUCAAAGAUUCUAAGGAUUCUCGAAAGCGUGGUCUUGAUGAGGAAGAGAGGUCAGUAUCUCCAGCACCUUCUAGUAAACGAGUGCGUGACACAUCUCCGGCCAACUCCCAGCGCAGUCGUGGCAGUAACGGAGAACAAGACAGAGAUAGGUCACGAGGUCGUAGGCGUGAUGAUAGGGAUUCUAGACGUGGCGAUAGGUCAAGGCCACAUAGUAGGGAAUCUGACCGAGAUCAAUACCGUGAGAAGUCACAGGGAUCAACAACAAGUCGAAGGGAAAGACGACGAGACAGAAGUCCAGAAGCCAGAGAUUACGAGAGUAAAAGUUUUAGAAAAAGGUCAAGGUCUCCAGACUACAGACAAGAGGACGCGAAGGACAAUGAAGAUGACAGAAAAAAAAGAAAGAUCACGGAACAGGAGGGUGGGGAUUCAACAGUUGUGUCUUCUUCAAUGGAGGGAAGAUCAAGAGGCAAUAGAGGCGAUGAUCAUCGGUUCAGCGACUGGACUGAUGAUUCCGGAGAUGACUUGCUAAGCCAUAAAUCACAGUUAGCCUCAGGGGCAGGAGAGAAAUCACCACUAAUGGGACAGUCAUCAGAGGUUUGCUCAGCAAUUCCAGAGCAUGUCCGUAAUGAAGGACGUGUCCGUAGCAACAGCCGCAGCAGCUACAACAGUAAACACAGUGAAAAAGGUCGUAGACGGUCAUCACAAGAUCUAGACAGUAAUAGCCCAGAUCCAGCAAUGUCACGGGACCAAAGUCCAUCUGGACCAUCACAUGAUCGCAGCCCAAAACAAUAUUCACGUGACCGUAGUCCUAGAAGAAGGUCACGUGACAGAAGUCCACGACGAAGGUCAAGAGAUCGCAGUCCAAGGACAAGGUCACGUGAUCGCAGCUCAGGUCACAAGUCACGAGACUGUAGUCCAAGUGCGAAGUCACGUGAAGGUCACAGCCCAAGUUUGGUAACAGAAGAUCAGGAAAAAAGGGACGACCAUCUAGAACGACAAAUCAAGUCUCAGCUGGAUGAUCAAAAGGACUCAAACCAAUCACAGGAGUUGUCACAAAUGUCACAAGAUAAGGACCAUCAAUCUGGAGAUGAUGAAGAGGACAGAAUGUCUUAUGAUGAGAUAUCCAGUGAAGAAGAGAGCAUCAUCGGUGAUGAGGAUCAGAAGGUUGUCGGUAUGUACAAACCUCCAGGUAUUGUGGACGUGCUUCAGAUUGAUUUCUCCAGCUUCAAGAGUGACCCUCUUGUUAAACCAGUGGCAGGCUCUGCUCUCAACAAAUACAAGCCAGCAGCCAUCUUGUCUAAGUUGGGUGUUUCACGUGCCUUUGCUGGUGACAAAUUAUUCAAGAAAGUGGAAUCUUUCUGUCAGGAAAAAGCUCAAGACGAGGAAAAAGAAGCUGAAGAUGAUAAAGAAAGAAAGGCUAGCCCAGAAUUUCAUUGGCACAAUGAUGUAGCAAUGCUUCACUUGAACGAGGUAACACGUCAGCAGGAGAGAGCCACACUGAUUCACAGCAUCGGACCAAACCGCCAUGGACUGUGUGCUCGCCGUGAUCUCGAUAUCAGACGACAGCUAUGUAAACUAUACAAGAACCCAGAUCACCUCCAUUCCUAUCACACACCAGUGUUCGACACAGAUCUUUGUAAACUCAGUGUUCAAUUAUUUAAGGAUGCAACGUCCGUGAAAAUCAGGGAGGAUACUGUGUGUGAACCGACAGACGUAAAAACAGAGGUCCCAUGUCAAUGAUAACGUAUUAUAGGCUGUCUGUGAACUGACAGGUGUAAAAACAGUAUGUCAGUGAUGUCAUAAAAUACACAUCAGUUAAAGUCCAGGAUGCUUCCUGUAAACCGACAGACAUGAAAACAGAGUAUGUCAGUGAUGUCAUAAAAUACACAUCAGUUAAAGUCCAGGAUGCUUCCUGUAAACCAACAGACAUAAAAUCAGAGUAUGUCAGUGAUGUCAUAAAAUACACAUCAGUUAAAGUCCAGGAUGCUUCCUGUAAACCAACAGACAUGAAAACAGAGUAUGUCAGUGAUGUCAUAAAAUCUACAUAAGAGGGAACAGUUUGAUGAAUAUUUGAAGAAGAAAGACAGCAAUAUUUCAGUCAUUUUAUACUCGUACUUGUUAUUAUAAGUUAAUGAAGAGUAUUCAGAACCUAUAUGGUCUAAAAGAAUUUUGAUACAUGCAGCAUGUAUUUGAUUAAAAUCAACUGUGUUUUAUUAAAAUAUGAUUGCAACAGGACAAGUU